Molecule: messenger RNA, 1582 nt
Organism: Teleopsis dalmanni
Lineage: Eukaryota; Metazoa; Arthropoda; Insecta; Diptera; Diopsidae
Product: required for meiotic nuclear division protein 1 homolog
Exons: 1
Coding region: 229-1509 (426 amino acids)
Biological process (GO): positive regulation of mitochondrial translation
Source: RefSeq, a predicted model, not a curated record
UAUUAAAUUUCAUUUAUUUUGAAUCUACAUAUUAGAAAAUGUAUUCAACAUGUUGUCCAUUUGAUUGAGUGAAGAUUAGUAGGCAUUCUAAUUUCAAAAAUGCUUUCAAAUGCAACCUUGAUAAAAUAAAAAAAGGCAGAAAACACACUUUGGUUUAUAACACAAUAUGAUGAUGAAAUGUACGGUCAAAAUUUAAAGUAAGAUUUGCACAUAAAAACAUAAAUAAAAAUGAAUUUAGUGCGCUUAAUACUCGUGAGAGGUCAAAGAUUUGUGAAUUACGAAAACACAAACAAAUUCCGGCAGGCGUUUGCUAACAAUGUUGGCAAUGAAAUUCUAUUACCGCGAAGCUAUACAACAAUAACUACGGACCUGCCGAGCACAUUGGUUCCGAAACAAAAAAAAACAGAAAAUGAUUCCAUAACUGACACGGAGAAAAGUGCUGAAGAUCAACAUAAUUUUCCUUCAAUAAUUGCGCCGGUAUCAAAAAAGCGAACUUUUCGUAAAAAAGGCAAAAGUCAAAUUCAAACAUUUGAUAUAUCCGCCGAAGGAUUUUAUAAUGUUUCAUCAUUUUCUACAGCCGAAGAAUAUAACUUAGAAUCUUUAGUGAAUGGUCUAGCAACGCAGGAUCUUUAUGCUGCCAAAAAAUUCUUUUCGACUGAUCCGCUCGGAGUCGAGCAAGAUGUUCUUUACGCCACAGCCAAAUACCAAGUUGGAGCAGAAAAUCGAGACAUAUUUUUUUUCCGUGAAGGAUCAGUAGUUCUGUGGAACUUUAACGAAAUUGAAACAAACAAUAUUUUGUCCUUCUUGCGGCAAUAUGAAAAGGAUGCAUAUUUACGUCCUUUGGUUCGUGGCGAAGCUGAAGUUAUGCCCUAUACAUAUGUUCCUACCCCUUCAUCAAACGAAAAGCGUGAACUAGCAAAUAAAGAAGAACUUGGAAAUGCAAUUUUUCAAGACGGAAAAUUUUUCUUAACUGGCACAAAAGAUAACUUUUUGCAAAAAUACACAUUUUCUAAUGCAAUGGCUACCUCCACUAAAUUAGGCAUGUGGGAAACAAAACUUGGUCGUAUAAUUGAUUCAAUGGAGUUCUUAACAGAAGAUUUAAAAAAAGGUAGACGUAUAAGAAUUUCAAGAGAUGCUGUGUUGCGAAAAACUGGAGAACUGUUUGCUUUAAGACAUUUUAUAAAUUUAUCAUCUGAUUUACUUGAUACACCAGACUUCUACUGGGAUCGAGAAGAGCUAGAAAACUUAUACCUCCAAGUUUGCUCGUACUUUAGUAUAUCCCGUAGAACUAAAGUAAUGAACGAGAAAUUGAACCACUGUGUAGAACUGGCUGAAUUGAUUUCACACAAUCUGAACGACGCACAUCAUAUACGUUUGGAAUGGAUGAUAAUAAUUUUAAUUAUGGUGGAAGUAGGAUUUGAAAUUGUACAUUACAUGGAUCGUAUUUAUAGUAAAGAAGCUCUAAGUAUUGAACCAACAAAUACCUCUCCAGCGUACUUAGUUUCUUAAAGUAAUAUAUUAGAAGUAUAUUUGUUACAUUUUGAUUGUCCAAAACAUUUUUUAAUCAAGUGGGUUUCUGUAA